Atta colombica is the source of this 1092-nucleotide messenger RNA. RefSeq lists its product as uncharacterized. The record is from RefSeq and is a predicted model, not a curated record. The transcript is spliced from 7 exons. NCBI's taxonomy places the organism in Eukaryota, Metazoa, Arthropoda, Insecta, Hymenoptera, Formicidae. Bases 1 to 1092 code for a protein of 363 amino acids.
AUGAGAAUGUUCUCGUUGUUCACGUUGGUGAAAUUUGAUAACGAUAUUUGCGACGGAUUGAAUGGGGACAAUGGCACAUGCAUUGCAGCAGCGGAAUGCGGACAGCGUGGAGGUAUCUUCAGCGGCGUUUGCGCAAAUGGUUAUGGAAUCUGUUGUAUAAUUACAGUAUCUUGCGACGAGAUGACUGCCGAUAACAAUACGCACUUUGUCAAUCCAAAUUAUCCGUCUAUCUUCGAUGGAAUGGAAUCAUGUCAAGUGACGAUAGUAAAAUCAGAUCCAGAUGUAUGCCAAUAUCGAUUAGAUUUCGUACAAUUCAAUAUCAGGGGACCGGAAACGACGAAUAAUAUAUGUAUUUACGACCAAUUCAUCGUUUCCGGUGGUAACCCGGUACCAACAAUUUGCGGUAAUAAUGAUGGAAAUCACAUGUACAUAGACACGGGAGUCGGACAAACCAAUCCAGUUACUUUAACCUUCGUUACGAGUGGUAAUUCUUUUUCACGAUCGUGGAAAGUUCGAAUCUCGCAGAUACGUUGCAGUACGAUAUAUCGAGCCGAAGAGGGAUGCCUUCAGUAUUUUACCGGAAUUUCCGGCCAGAUAAAAUCCUUCAAUUACGAUCCUAUGAUUGGGCUACAAUUGUCAAAUCAAGAUUACAGUAUAUGCAUCAGGAUGGAAAGGAACUUUUGUGGAAUCCAGUACAUGGCGUGUUCUGACGACGCUCAAGAGAUGAUGUCCACCACAAUAAGUACGACACAAAUGCGUAGCAAUUCAUUCACUCUGACGGGAAAUACACAAAUCACGCAAAUUAUGUCGAUGAUAGGAACGUCCUGUAUGACCGAUUGGUUGUCAAUACCAUGCGCCACAAAUCUUGAUCGAUUACCAUCGACAUCAAUGACAUGCGUCGAUCGAUUGUGUGGUGGUACCUUCAACUCGGAAACCCUGAACUUGAAUGGCUCGUCUGUUAUUAUUUCAGGCACCGUAAAGCCAUUCAGAUUAAUUUUUCAUACGGACAGCAUCGAGGGACCCAAUGAUGUUGGAAAUAGAGGCUUCUGUCUUAAUUAUGUGCAACAACCAUGCACGAAUAAAUUAAGAUAA